Nicrophorus vespilloides is the source of this 2875-nucleotide messenger RNA. RefSeq lists its product as uncharacterized. The record is from RefSeq and is a predicted model, not a curated record. Lineage: Eukaryota; Metazoa; Arthropoda; Insecta; Coleoptera; Silphidae.
ACAUAGAAAACCUCAGACACCUUGGCACUGCUCGGUAUGCGGACACCAAUUCCGUUCGAUCGACGGUAUUCUGGAGAUCGAAAAGGUGGUAACUUGCGCUAAAUGCAAAAAGCGAGCAUGCAAACUGAAAUGCGCCAAAAGGGAACACACGGAGGAAUGGAUUUGUCAAAUGUGUCGAUCAGAUUCGUGGUUUUCCAGUCUCCUGAAUGCAUUACAACCUAGUACGACUAAAGGCUGGUAUACAAAGAAGAAAAUGAACCAAACGACAAUUGAUGAAAUCGAUGAGGAUCUGAUGGAGUUGCAGAAAAAGGAAAGAGAACAAGUGAGAGACUUCAUCGAAAGAUUGUUGGAAGCCUUGUUGGGAGGCGAUUUGGACAGCGUCAGCGUGAAGAAACUCUACAACGACCCGAAAUAUGAUGCUCUAUUCUGCAGAUAUCAUGAUGAUCUCAGCAGCGCUCUAACAGAUUUAGGAUCCGCAUUGCAUAUCUCCAUCGCCAAUAAAUGGUAUCUGCCGAUAACUGGACAAUCACCAUGCUCAGCACACGCAACAUUGAAGCUUUUAAUUCAAAAGUUAAUCGAAGAUGCUGCCGGUUUACCAAAAAUGCCAAAAUUACCUGACCAUCCGGCAUCUCCGGAUGACACAGGCGAUAGGACAUACGAGGAUCUUCUGGCAACGGCUGUCGUAAAUAAGGUGAUUCAAAAUUACCAAGAAGAAGUUCCAUCCUCGGCUGGAAGUAUUUCGAGCAGAGCUUCGACCAGUUCCAGAAAAAACUGCGAUAAGGAGUACUUCUUUGGUGAACGAAACUUGGAACCGAAACGGAGAUACGAUGAUACUUCUUCAGUUUCGAGCAUGGACGACCUACGCAGCGAACCGUACACCUCGGCUCCCAAGUACUUCGACAGAAGUCCACUUGUUUCUAAACAACAUACAGAUGUCUCUUCAACAGAAGACGAUAUUUUAGAUGAUGAAGAAUUCGACACUCGUAGCGUUCGGGACAACAAUUGGCAGGAGAAUUGGCAUUUGAGAAAGAGGAAGUUGAAUGGAACUUCUUCACCUGCACCUGUUCCAAUGUUUGUACCGAAUUCGAACGUCGAUGCCAAAGUAUUGAUUGGCGAUCGAGUGAUUGAAGAUACAUCAGAUUUAUCGGAUGCGGGCUCGGAUUUCGGUGAUUCCGUCGAACCGUCCAGCUUGAAUUCGCAUCUGGUCAAUUCAAGAACUUUGAUCGGCGGAAGAAAUCCAAUUGAAAGUAUCGUGGCCAAAGCUGAGUCGAUUUCCGAUGAUGGAAGUACCGAUGACUCUGACCUCAUUAAGGAAAAGGAAGAUAUAGUUCAACAGUUUACUAGUUUAGAAAACACAAGGGAGGAGGACAUCGCUCAGAUUGCAAAUGAAGUUUUACUCAAUCAACAAAACCUUCAAGAACCCUUGGAAACGUACGAUAGUAAUAUUGAACAAGAUUCCGAGUACACGGAGAAAUAUGCCACGUUACCAAGAACUAUUGUUCUACCACAAGCGUUGCCAAGAAAAGCAAAGAUUAUUGAUCAAUCCGAGCACGUUUUGGAGUACAAUAAUUGCGAUAACGUUGAUAGCGGUGUAACUUCUGAUGAAGAUGACAAACAUAAGAACGCAGAAGAGCGUUUUAAAAAUACCAUUUACGAACGCAGAUGUAGCAAUAAAAGUAGACCUCAGGUGUACGGACUAUUGGAGAAUGAAGAAUUUAAACAAGUUAAUACACCUUCACUUCCAAGUUCAACCGAGAUUCCUACCGAAGCAUUGGUUGAUGUAAGCUACGUGGAUGACGUGAAAGAAACACCUUUGGAGUCCCCAAUCAAACCAGAAGAGCAAAGCUUAUUCAAAGCUGUACCUGUUAUUAUCACAGAUGAAACAGAUGUGGAAUCUUCCAUAGAACCAGCCACGCCAACCAGAUCAAACCAAUUGGACUUAUCUAGCGAUUCUGACAGCAUAGAACGCACUUACAACAUACCUUCCGGACAGAUUUUGAAGAAAGGCCAAGCAACAAACGAUUUCCUGUCAUUCAACACAAACCCUGACGUUCUUAAACAUCCCAGAGAUUUCGACGAGAAUCACAACACGUUCGUCGAUGAACAAAUUAAUGUACCAUUCAUCACCACCAAUUUGAAUCAUUUUAAACUAGUAGAUGAAAUCGCAAAUGAAACGCCAGAGCAAUAUAAAGAGGAACCGAUUUCACCUCCAGCGGAUUUCAAAAAUUUACAUCCCGAUAGCAACUGUGAUAACUUUCAACCUAUCAGGCGAUGCGUUUCCGAAAAUCUGUUAGCUAAUAACAGUUGCGAUAUUAGCAAGGAAGAAGUCACGCAAUCGGUGGAGGAUUUAUCGGUGGAAAUCGACGAUUUAAAAAAGAACCAACCGGUCAAGAAGUUGGUUAAAUCAUUUUCCGAGAUCUAUCCAAACCUUAAAUCGCCAGGUAAAUUUAAUGAGAGUAAACCCAACUUAUUGAACUACGAAGGGAAUGAAAACGAAAUCGAAAUACAGGAGAAGCAAGAAGACGGAACUUCUGAAAUUCCAUCUGUUAACGCAAUGAAGAGCCUUUUCGAAAAGCCCAAUCUAACAAAGCCGGAAGUUUAUAGUCUAACCGCUAGAAGUAUUCCAAAGAAAUUCCGACAGGAAUUGAAGAAAGACAAUUGCACAGCUACAGCUGAAAGCGAUACCUUGUAUAAAGAAGAAACGACAUCAACUGAAGUGCCAUUCCCUACAGCCAAGAGCAAAAUUCAGUAUUAUGAGAACUUAAUCCGUUAAUUAUUUUAUUGUUGAUUUUAUAAUUUUAUUUGCAAACGUAAUUAGUCUACCAAAGAAUUAAGAUAUUAUAUACAUUGGAUCAAAUUAAACUGAAAAUGUUGU